GAAAAAGGUACCCAACAUGUCAUGCGCCAACUGCCCCCCUCCUGCCACCAAAGAAGCCACAAACUCGGCCCCGAAUGAAAAGAGUCUCUCAACGCGUGCUCUUCAAGUGUGCUCGAUAGCUUUGCCGGAGAGCUUCGCAUUAUUAUCCUGUUCGUGCUGCUGGCUACCGACCAUUCUGGAUUUGGUAUUUGCUGGCUCAGUGACGGCGGCUAGUCUGCAGAACCUGCGAUAUGUCUUUCUGGCUAUUUCAAUCUUAUCGCUCGCGUGGGGACUACGCCGAGAAGGUCUCAGUCGCAGUAUGAUUUGCCGGAUUGUCAUCAGCGGCGGAAUGCUGGCCUGGGCGCAAUACAAGGAGCGAACAGAGGAAACGCGUGAGGCAAUCACUGAGCACAGGAUGAGCGGAAGAGCAAUCCUUAGCCCCGUGAAACACUCUACGUUUGUGUCCAUCCGAAAGUUCAACCCAGCUCUAGAUCUAUGA
Molecule: messenger RNA, 478 nt
Organism: Aspergillus steynii IBT 23096
Lineage: Eukaryota; Fungi; Ascomycota; Eurotiomycetes; Eurotiales; Aspergillaceae
Exons: 4
Coding region: 17-478 (153 amino acids)
Source: RefSeq, a predicted model, not a curated record